AUGGACCAAUCACCUAUGCUUGCGAGAGGAGAAGGGUCCAAGUCAUCUGGUCUUGGGCUGGGCUGGUUGCUUGCAAUUGGCUUGGGUGGAGGACUCCUGCUGUGUGUUGCUAUCGGCCUCCUCUUCACUUGGUGGUACAAACGACGUUUCAAACCGACCGACAUGGUGGUUUAUGCGAAUGCACCAAACCCAUCAUCCGAGAGACCUCAGCAAUUCUUUUCUGGAAAACGUGGAUUCCUGUCGGAAUCGUCGUUCAGCCGGAUGUCAAGUAGGCUCUCGAUGACGCUGCCUCCGGUGCUGCCACCCUUGCCGACAUACAACAGUUUCACCAAUGGCGCCGGAAAAAGGGAGAGAGGGCGAAGCUGGGUUGACGAAGAAGCCCUCCAUGGACCGCGAGUUCGAAGGUUGUCUUUCAGGGACAGCUGGUUCUCUAAAGACGAGUGGCUCAGCGGAUCGCCGACCUUGCCCGACCUUGAAGAGCCUCCCCGGGAGAAGCUCGCUCAAGCACCCCCCAACAACCAGAAGAUCGAAGUACAGAAGCGUCAGGUGCCGAUCAACGAGAGCCAUACAGACCCGGACCUCCUAAGCCUAACGGCGCUUCCACGUGGGAGGCCGAGAAUCCCCCCGUUGAUGCCUAUCAGAGCAUACGCUACAGAGUCAGACCUCAGGGAUAUUCUUGCCUCGACUGAACAGCGACUCCGCGACGGAAGCAGUCUGUCACCCGAAAAGAAUUCUCGAAAAUCACCUAAAAGGGGUGGGUCGCCCACAAAGACUGGCUCGCCAUGUAAGACGCCUCGUAGUGGACGGACUGUUGUCUCGAGUCACAGCAACGGAAGGAUGACGCCCAGCCCAAGCAAGAGGGGCAGCCAACCACCUGGCACUCCCACACCUGUCAGGACACACAGCCGCAACGCAUCCAUCACCUCUAUUGGAAGCGUGGCCAAUAGCCUCAUCAGACAAGCGACUGCCGAGCUUGAGCUUCCCGGGGGUAUGUCGAGCCCAAGUAGGCUGAGGGGACAGGAGUGGACGGCUCCUCAGCAGAAGCAGCAACCAAUCCCCCAACCUCAAUUCCAACCUCAACACCAUUGGCAGCAAGGUGCCAUGAGAGGCAGCUCAGGGCGGGAUACUAGGCAGCAGGAGGAAGAAUACCUCCGUCGCGUUUCUAUCGAGAGCGAGGCGUCCAGUGCCCUGUCUACGCUGUAUAGCGUCGGGGAACCCGAGGAGGAGGUCCGGCGUACCGAGACUGACGACCCUUUUGUUGUGAAGGGUACCAGGGAGACUAGACCGCAACUCACGGGGCCGCGCCCACUUAGACGCGCAAAGACCAUCGCGGGGCUACAAAUCUUCGAUGAGUCGGCUGUGCCUGCGCCACUGAGAACUGUCUCGGUGAAUGCUCGAACGGCGCUCCGUCCACAAAGCGAUCAGCCGAAGAUGACUACUAGCCUAAUACCCGUUUCUUCUACCCGGUUACCACCACCAUCGAACAGCGACUUCAGGAAUCAGGAAGAAGUGAGGCCCAAGAGCGCGAUGACGCCAGAGAUGACAUCAAGAAGUCUCUUCCUGUCCUCGGAAUCGUCAGAGGCAAGCUUGGUGUCCUGUUCUGUGCACUCCGUCGAGAGCAAUACCAGCGAUGAGGAGGAGCAGACCGUAACGCCCAAAGCAGAGAACUUCCCCAGGCCCGCGGGCUACCGGAGUGACUCCUCCAGUCCCGAGAGCUACUCGACGCCAAUGAAGCGAGGCGGCCCGGUGGCGGACGUUGGGCUGUCCUCGUCCCCCCUCGAAGGGCGCCAGGUUCUGUCGAUGCUCGUUGCGAGCACACAGCCUAAGCGAGAGCUCCCCGUCCCACCCUCAUGCGUGAGAGCAAACAGCUGCAUCAUCCAACCGGGCCCUUCUUCGCGACCAACCUCGAACUACAUGGCCAUCUCACCGCCACCCAUCUCGCGCAGCGGGUCCGUCUCCAGCUCCGUCUACGACGUGGAGUUCUCCCACGAGGACCAGCACACGGAGCUGCCCAGGGGGCUGGGGAGCACCAUGUCGAUCAGGGGCCAUUCGGUGGGGAGCACGAUCGCGGAGCUGAGGAGGACGAACAGCGUGGUGAGCUCGUACAGCGUCACGUCGCUCGCGUCGACGUUCCUCAGUGACACGGCGGCGGAGUCGGCGAGCGUCCCGUCCAUCAGAGGCACCGGCGGGUCCUCCCCGCUGCGGACCAACUCGAAGAGCGCCGCCGCGGGCAACAGGAAUUACCUGAGCCUGGGCGGCAUGAACGCGCUGAAGGGUAACAGGGAGGUCCGGCAGCAGCAGAGCAGCGUGGCGAGGUCUCGGUCGGCCCUCACGGGCUUGGAGAAGACGGAGGCGAACAAGGAGAAUCAGGUUGUUAAUCUGAGGACGGUGAGGUUUGAGACGCUGGACCACCCGCGCGAGGGCCGUCUGGGCCCGAGCUCGACUGUCCCUUUGCCAAAUACCACCUCCAUUGCACCAGGUAGCAGCGCAGGUGACCAGGCGCGGCGAGCGCAGCCGCAGCAUCAGAGUAACCAGAGCAUAGAGAGCACAGGGCUGUACGACAAGGACGGGUUCUUGAUACCGUCGCCGGAGAAGAACAACAAGGGCGGCAAGUGGAGGAUGUGA
Messenger RNA from Clonostachys solani, 2625 nucleotides. Lineage: Eukaryota; Fungi; Ascomycota; Sordariomycetes; Hypocreales; Bionectriaceae. The record is from the annotation of a GenBank genome assembly.